CAUCCUGGCACCGUGCUCAGCCAGCCGCUGCUCCUGUAGGCAAAUAGCAGCAGAGGACAGACAGGCCUGUGUCAGUGUGUGUGUGUGUGUGGGAGUGUGUGUGUGUGGGGGCGUGGGUGUGUGUGUGUGUGUGUGUGUGUAUGUGUCACAUUAUUCAGGAGCGACAUGGACACAGAAUACUCCAAGCGGGUGUACCAGGGCGUCCGGGUCAAGCACACGGUCAAAGACCUGCUGGCGGAGAAGCGGUCCCGGCAGACCAGCGGGCCCAGAUACAGCGGAGGAUCCACCUCUCCACCUUCAUACGUCCAGAUGCCCGGGUCCCACAUGCUGCCUGGGUAUUACGGGAUGAGGCGUCCGUUCAUCUCCGACUCGGACUUCUGCUCAUCCUCCAAGCAGUUCUCUCCUGACGUCUACUCCUCCCCCCUGGGGGGCAAACCUCUGGGCUGCGACCCCUCCUCCAUGAGCAGCUACUCGUCCCUCAUCGACAGCUACUACCCGGAAACCUUCGGCGACUACCGCAGCGCCGCCACCUUCUCGUCCUCGGCGGGGUCCUUCCUGCCCUCCUCGGCCCUGUCGUCCCUGCUGCCUCCCUUCAGCGGAGAGUCGUCCCACUUGUUCCUGAGGGAUCCGUGGGAGCAGUCGGUCCCUGAGCCGGUCCCCCAGGUGGACGCCCUCUGCACGGACAGCCUGGCCCCCGUCGCCGUGCCGCCCUCCAUGCCCAGCCCGGAGGCCCCCGGGAGCCCGUCCCAGUACCGCUCCCCCAGCCGGGGCUCGUCCAUGUGCCCGGCGCCCAGCGGGCAGCCCUACACCCUGCACCCGCUGGAGGACGCCCACUACCACUCCUUAACCGGCAGCGCCUACCCCGCCGCCCCCUCCUCCACCACCUGCCCCCCCUACAUGAGCAGCUCCGUCACUGACCUCAUGUCCAAGAUGGUGACGGAGGAGUCGGCCGACGGCCACGCCGGCAUGGCGGCCGACGCCCACCCGUCCUGGGUGAAGGAGGACGCCGUCGGCUCGUGGUCGACUUAUGAAAUCAGGAGGGCCUACUGACCGGCGCCAGCAGGAAGUCCUCUUUUACAGACUAUCCAAACAAGAUCAGGACCUGUUUUCAUUUCAGUUUGUUUCACAUUUACUUUUACAUUUACGAUGUAUAACAACAUUUCCUUUUCUGUAUUGUUGUAUUUUCAUGUGAAGAAUGGACUGAUCAGGAAACCGGCUCGCUGUCAUCCAUCAGACUGAGGCUCCGUUUACACGCCAGCGUUUCAAGUGAAAAUGUACCAGAAAAGAUUCACAUUUACACGGCAAAGCUCUAAAAACAUUAAAAAAAACGAUGCCUUUUACAAGGAAAUGGCGUACAAGGUAACAUUAUAGGGACAUUUUUACAGAGGAUCAAGUUCGAUUGCUGUUAUGUGGCUCUCAACUCUAAAACUACCAAGUCCCAGGAGACUGUCGACUCGCAGUCAUGACACUAUGGAGGCCGCCAUCGUUGCUACUGUCCAUCAAACAUUUUGCAUUUUCACUUUAAACCAUCGUGUAAACGGGCCCUGAGAAAAUGAUCAGAGAUCCUGAAACUACAGGAAUAACACUUUCUUUGUCAUUUUAGCAAAUCUCUGUAUCUGAAUGAUCAGAAGCUUCCUGAAGACUUCCUGUUGUCUUGAAAAGACUUUAUUUAUGAAGCACUUCUAAACCAAACCAAGACACCAGACUUCUCUUCUCUUCAACUCAUGGUUCUCAGCUGGUCGAUCGUGAUCAGGACUGAGUCGACGGCUUGUUUUUAGGGGUCAUAGGUCAUUAAUCAGAUGGAAAAAGUUAUGUUGAAAAUGAACAUGCCAUCUUUAAUUCAACCCAGACCCACAGACUUUAUUUGUGUGAAACAGGUACAACGCAGAAAUAUGAGACAUGGGUUUGAUUAAUAUGCAUUUCUGUCAGUCUUAAAACUAUUUUCUAUCACAUUAAAUUCACAGUUGAGUUUGUCAAAAAAGGCUGAAGUUGUUGAAGUUGUUGACAAGUUUUGUUUUGAAUUAAAAUUAAGUCCUGUCAUCCAUCAUUAAUCUUUUUUAUUUACUUUUUUUUCAUGUUAGACCGGCUCCAGUUCAAAACACAUCUUAUUUUAAUUUAUGGAUUUGAAUGAAGGACAUAAUGAUACCACUAUUUUUUUUUAAGGAUGACUACAAGUAUGAGUACUGACCUUUACUGAGUGUUGAUAUGGAGAUUUAUUUAAUGCCAUUACAUUUAAUUUAUGUUCAAACAGCAUGCAAAGGCUACACCCUGCUUGAUUCAUCAUUUCAGUUUAUUUAGGAGUCUUGAAGUUGACCCAGUCGAUGUGAAUACGUUUUUAGAGAAGUAAUAAAGUACAAUGAAUAAAAAGCAGAAUAAAGUUUCUUUGAAAAUAGAAAAAUGAAAUUGUGGCAAUGAUAACAUCUGACCCUGAAUCUAUAAAACUGUGUUUUGAUAAAUGAUCUGAAGGAGAAAAGGUAAUCUUUGGCUUUAUUUUGGGCUAUUUUGACAUUUUGCAGUCCAGAUUUCUGUCAGACUGGAGUUACUGGUCACUGAGGAAUAGUUAAAUAAAAAUGAAACAUGCAGGGCUGAGAAAAAAAGAGAAUUUACAAAAGUGCCAAAUACAGAUCAACAUGAUGAAGACAGAAAUCUAGAUUUAAGACAUAAAUCAAACCAAAGCUGAGGUGAAUAAAUCACAAAGUGGAAAUUAUAUAAAAAAACAAACAAACAUAAAAACGAUUUUAAAACACAACUGAAC
This is a messenger RNA of Salarias fasciatus (jewelled blenny), 2755 nucleotides long. RefSeq lists its product as uncharacterized. Gene Ontology annotation, cellular component: nucleus. The transcript has 5 exons. The record is from RefSeq and is a predicted model, not a curated record. Bases 166 to 1050 code for a protein of 294 amino acids. Gene Ontology annotation, molecular function: POU domain binding; transcription coactivator activity; sequence-specific DNA binding. NCBI's taxonomy places the organism in Eukaryota, Metazoa, Chordata, Actinopteri, Blenniiformes, Blenniidae.